This is a messenger RNA of Pseudophryne corroboree (corroboree frog), 1524 nucleotides long. RefSeq lists its product as uncharacterized. Bases 363 to 1313 code for a protein of 316 amino acids. NCBI's taxonomy places the organism in Eukaryota, Metazoa, Chordata, Amphibia, Anura, Myobatrachidae. The record is from RefSeq and is a predicted model, not a curated record. The transcript has 9 exons.
CCAAAAUGGACACUUAGUAUACCUUCUGAUGAAACCGCUACCCUGCUUAUAGUGGAGAAACGCAUCAAGGAAUUGCCUCCCCUCCGUGGAAUCGACCUCUGACUGAGCUUGUCACCACUCCGCUCCAUGCAGCCCGUAAUCUUCUCUCCCACUGUCUGCAUAUCAGACAUAUCCUCGCCGCCAGAGACGUCCGGCUGUGCGGCUACAGCUCACCAGCGCACACUGAGUAAGCCUGCAGUGGAGAUGGGGACACCGCUGUAACAGCAACGGAUGGAGGUUUGAAAAUACUUCCAAUACCGCACCAAGAGGAAAGGUUCCUGUUAACUAGCUGAUACUCUUACGAUAAACUGAUAACUCUUAAGAUGGGAAUAAUUCACCUCCUGUCCAUUAUGAAGGCGGCUCUUUGCAAGAUCGUCAGUCUGUGUAGCUUGGCAUGGAAUCCAUUCUUUUGGUACAAAAUCACCUGCCGUAUCUUACUGCAGUUUUUUGAAGAGAUCAUGCCAGCUAUAUCACUUGGGAAAGAUUCAUCUACAGAAGAAAAUAUGCAGAGACCAAUUAUCAAGCAGGAAAACCUUAAUUCAGAUGGUGAAGAGCUGAGGGAAGUAUUGAGACAGAUAAAGGAUAUCAGCACUUCCUCCCUUAGCAGGCAAUACAGAUAUGAGGAGAAAGUAGAGAUGCUUCAGUCUGAUCUUAUUGGGGAGAAAGAACUGUGGAGAACAAGAUACCAAGAGCUCCUUCUAGAUCAGCAAGCACUGAAAGACCAGCAAGAAAAAUGUUAUCCCUUGAAAGAGUAUAAAAAACCAGAGCACCUGGUGCCUCCAUUUGUUGAUGUUACUGAUGGCAUUCUGGAACCAGGCAAAGAUAUUAGAGAUGGGUUGCACAGAAGGCUUGGGGACAAAGUAAAAAUUUGUGCACAUGACUACAGCAACCUGACAUUAAUAGAUGGAUAUAACAGUCUAGAACAACCGCUCAUUAGCAAUUUGCCUAUUCCAAGUUCUCCAGUCAACUUUCCAGGCAGUACCAACAGCUGUGCAACACAUAAAUGUUUCCGUGUAUUUGCUCCCCGCUCACCAUUCGAUCUGAAAGUUGGUAACAGAGUAAAAGUUAUUUUACCCUCCGGUAGAAUUGGGAUUGGAGCAGUGUGUAAAGUAAGGCAAUUGCCUGGAAAAGUGGAAUUUCACGUGGGUGUGGACCUGGAGCCUCCAAAUUACUGGCAACAAGGUGGAGUGUUUAAAGGGCAACACAACUUCAACAGUGAUCCAGGCUCUGGAGUGUCUGUCCCUUUCAGUAAGGUGCUGAUGGUCUGGGAAUAAACUGAACAAAUGUGAAGCUGCUUCAACUGUUAUGAAAAUGAAUAUAUGCGUCUCAUAAUAUAAAUUUUAAAUGCAUUGGGUUGACUUACCUAGAGAAGACAAAUGAAGAACUAAUGACGCUGCAUGCCAAAACCACCAUGGAUAGACCUAGACAUGUGGAUCUUAAUCUUAGCACUACAGAUUCAAUAAAUAGUCAUUUUUAUUUAGCAUG